Triticum turgidum subsp. durum (durum wheat) is the source of this 729-nucleotide messenger RNA. Lineage: Eukaryota; Viridiplantae; Streptophyta; Magnoliopsida; Poales; Poaceae. The record is from the annotation of a GenBank genome assembly.
AUGUGUCCGAUCAAGAGGGAGAUGAGCGGGGAGUCGGGCUCGCCGUCGCCGUGCAGCGGGGAGAACUUCUGCUCGCCCUCGGCGUCGCCGGAGCGCCAGCAGGCGAGGCAGGCGGGGUGGACGUCGGCGCCGGCGAAGCGGCCGGCGGGGCGGACCAAGUUCAGGGAGACGCGGCACCCGGUGUACCGCGGCGUGCGGCGCAGGGGCAAUGCCGGGCGGUGGGUGUGCGAGGUGCGCGUGCCCGGCAGGCGCGGGAGCAGGCUCUGGCUCGGCACCUUCGACACCGCCGAGGCCGCCGCGCGCGCCAACGACGCCGCCAUGCUCAUGCUCGCCGCCGGAGGCGCCGCCUGCCUCAACUUCGCCGACUCGGCCGAGCUGCUCUCCGUGCCGGUGGCCUCCUCCUACCGCAGCCUGGACGAGGUCCGCCACGCCGUCGUGGAGGCCCUGGAGGACUUGCUGCGGCGCGAGGCGCUCGCCGAGGAGGACGCGCUCUCGGGCACCUCCUCGUCCGCGCCCUCCUCCCUCACCGACGACGAGUCGUCCUCUUCGCCGCUGCCCGAGGAGGACUCGCCGUUCGAGCAGGACGUGCUGAGCGAGAUGGGCUGGGACCUGUACUACGCGAGCCUGGCGCAGGCGAUGCUCAUGGCGCCGCCCGCCGCGGCUGCGGCGCUCGGCGAUUGCGGGGAGGCUCACCUCGCCGACGUGCCACUCUGGAGCUACCAGAGCUAG